Molecule: messenger RNA, 747 nt
Organism: Lolium rigidum
Lineage: Eukaryota; Viridiplantae; Streptophyta; Magnoliopsida; Poales; Poaceae
Exons: 1
Coding region: 43-684 (213 amino acids)
Source: RefSeq, a predicted model, not a curated record
CUCACACUUCUGAGAGAGGUAAUUUACAAGGUUGCAGGAGCGAUGGAAGAUGACUCGUGCAGGAGGGCCGGGGCGAUACCGUUCAAGUGGGAGGUCUGCCCGGGGACGCCGAAGCACACGAGGAGCGCGAGCGCCGCGGCGGCGGCAUCGCCCGCCAAGGUGGCGCCGAAGCUGACGCUGACGCCGCCUCCGUCCAUGACGUCGUCGCCGUCGCCGUAUUACCACCACCACUCGGCCGCCUCGUCGCCUCGCGUCUCCUCCGCGCGCUCGGCGUCCGUGUCGCCGUCCCGGCGCCGGCCUUACGCGUACGCGGGUGGUCACCGCCGGGCGCCGCCGACUGCCUUCAUUGACGCCGCGCCUAGGGCGGUGGCGACGGAGUAUGGCGCCGCUGCGCCUGAGGCCGGAACGGCGGCGUUCGGGUGCUUCGGGCUCCCUAUGCUCCGGAGGAAGGGCAGCAAGAAAAGCGCCGGGUUUGGGUUUGCAUCCGCAUCGAGCUUCAGCUCCAGCUCUAGCUCGUCGGGAGGCAGCAGCUUCAGGUCGGACGGCGCCGGGCUUGGGAUGCGACGGUCGGCGUCGAUCUCGUCCGCCUCGUCGUUGCCGCUGCCGCCCGGGAGGAGGUACGCCGCCGAGGCGAGGGCGGAGGUGGAUGCUAUCGCUGCCACUGGACGAGGCUGGUACUUUUGAGUUUUGGGUCACACGGCGACCGGCCAGCUGCCGGCGUGUACGCUGUGGUUGGGCACGGCGAUA